This is a messenger RNA of Rhododendron vialii, 1133 nucleotides long. Its product is annotated as transcription repressor OFP8-like. Gene Ontology annotation, biological process: negative regulation of DNA-templated transcription. The record is from RefSeq and is a predicted model, not a curated record. The transcript has a single exon. The coding region runs from base 43 to 900 and encodes 285 amino acids. Lineage: Eukaryota; Viridiplantae; Streptophyta; Magnoliopsida; Ericales; Ericaceae.
UCUCUCUCUCUCUCUCCUAAACUCACUCUCUCUCUCUCUCUCAUGGAUACCCAGAACCCACUGAAGCACCGACUCUCAAGCAUGUUCCGAUCCUCACUCGGAUCCUGCAAAUCCAAAACCAUCUCCGACGCCAUUUCCCCACCCAAUCGCCACCCCACCCAUCGCAAACACCACCAGUUAUACCAACUCUUCUCUCCCAAACCCACAUUCACUUCAACUCAGAAACCCAAAAAACACUCUGAUGAAAAAAACAACCCCCAAGCACAGCUCUUCCCAGCAAGGCCCAGAGUAUCCGAUCGGAACUCACUCCUCCUCGCCCCGGCCCGAUCCCGAAACAAGAACUCCCACUAUUUUCCCUCUCUUGAAUCGCCACCACCACCCACUUCCCCGGUCGACACAUUCUUCGAUUUCCAGAAACAGAAGAAGUCGAAAAAGAAGAGGAACAAGAAGAGAGUGCACGGGCUGAAAAGGAGCGAUUUUGAGUCUUUUGACAACUACUACGACUGGUUCAGCAGCGACGACGACGACGAAGACAACGACGAUAGAACGACUCUUUUCUCUUCGAAGUCGCUCUCCUCCGACUCCUCGGAAUCUUUCCGCCGGAAGAAGGCGGCUUACAGGCGGAGGAGGGCUUCGAAGAGGGGGAGCGAGGCGGGUUCGGUGAGAUCGGAGGGAAAAGUGAAGGACGGUUGCGUUGUUGUGGAGAAGCGAUCGAGCGACCCGUACGAUGAUUUCACGACUUCCAUGGUGGAGAUGAUUGUGGAGAAGCAGAUUUUCGGUGCUAGGGAUCUGGAGGAUUUGCUGGAAACUUUUCUGUCUUUGAAUUCUCAUCACCAUCAUAGGGUUAUCGUUGAGGUGUUCACUGAGAUUUGUGAUGCUUUGUUUCCGAACUGGUCUUGAGUUAAUUAAAGAGAACUAGUGUACUAAGUGUAGUCUCUGUUUUCUUAAAACAAAAAAAAAACAAAAAAAAUUGGGUAUAUUUAACUGUUGUUUGUUUUAUUUUAUGGCUGAUUUUAGUCUCUAGAUCUUUUAGAGUUAUUUGAUGUGUUUUUAUCGUCAAGAUUUAGCUAGUGAAAAUGUGUGUUUGGUGCAAAAUGCGUACUUGGGCUACUUGUUUGGUAGACAGUUGGAUA